Molecule: messenger RNA, 4699 nt
Organism: Mercenaria mercenaria
Lineage: Eukaryota; Metazoa; Mollusca; Bivalvia; Venerida; Veneridae
Product: protocadherin Fat 4-like
Exons: 32
Coding region: 80-4684 (1534 amino acids)
Biological process (GO): homophilic cell-cell adhesion
Cellular component (GO): plasma membrane
Molecular function (GO): calcium ion binding
Source: RefSeq, a predicted model, not a curated record
GUCAUUUUCGUUCCGACAUUGGAAAUGGAAGGAAAUGGAUUUUAGUAGAGCUAACAAGUAAUACUUCAAAGUGAUUGAAAUGAAGAUCCUUGUAACAGCAGUUCUGGUUCUUGUGCUGAUAAUCCGAGUGAGUGCAGUUAUCUGGCAAACACCACAGGACGGUCAUACAGACACACUUGCUGAAAGUACAUCGAUAGAUUCAAAUAUAACAACACUGCAGGCGGACAAUGCACUUAAUUAUUCCUUUACCCUGCUAGAACCAGCAGAUGAAGAUUCCAAAUUUAGGAUAGAGAGUGGCGCCUUGAAACUUAAUGAGUCUCUAGAUUAUGAAACAACAAAAUCAUACACCUUCACCUUAAAAGCUCUUUCGUCGUCAAUGUCUGCUGCAAUAACUUACAUUAUCAAUAUAACAGAUGUUAACGAUGAAGCUCCGGUAUUUACAAGCGCCACAAGCAUAGAUUUAACAAAAGACACAGAUAUAGACACGAUUGUUUACACUGCUGAGGUAACGGAUCCAGAUACAAUCGGUAGCUCUACCUUUUCAAUAGCAGGUGGCAAUACAAAUGAGACAUUUAGUAUAAACACAACGACUGGUGAUUUAACUCUUGAUAAGGCACUGGAUCCUGACGUUAUUCCAACAUACAGUCUGGUGAUAGAAGCUACCGACAGUGUAUUCACUGCCACCAUGACGCUAAGUGUCACUGUAAACAGAAUUGUGUGGACGGAACCAGUGAAAGGAACAUCAGAAGAGCUGCCCGAGGACACAGCAGUCAACACAGUGAUAAAGAAUUUGACUGCAGAAACAGCAACAUCUUAUAUCAUCAGAGGCCAAACUCCAUAUCCUGACCAGUUUGGUAUAAUAAAUACAAACGAGCUGGUGCUUGUGUCUGAACUGGACUUUGAAAAUACCACUUCACACAUCAUUUCAUUAAGAGCUAUAGAUGGAUCAGGAAAGUCAGCGGAUAUCACUUAUAUUGUUAAUGUUACUGAUGUAAAUGAUCUACAACCCGAGUUUGUGUCAGACACAAAUGAAUUCAUUCCGGAAAAUACCCCUGUUGGUACCACAAUUCACACUGCCUCAGCAACCGAUGGUGACACUGUUGGUACUGUCAGUUAUUCCAUAACAGCCGGUAAUGAUGGUGAAACGUUUGGCAUAGAUAAUAGCACCGGAGGUAUUACCUUGAACAAAGCGCUCAACCCAAAUAUUACUGGCGACUUGCAAUACAACCUUCUCAUUGAAGCGACAGAUUCUGUACAUCCAGUUACACAAAAUCUUACAGUCACUGUUAAAUCAGUACCUGCUUUAGUCCUUCCGGCCGAUGAUACUACUACUAUUACGGAGAACGCCGAUACAUCAGGACCACUUGUUGUGCUGACCUUGGAUUCAACAGAUCUGGAUAACGAUCCUACACCGACAUACAGUAUAGAUACCCAAAGCCAUCUUGGUACAUUUUCUAUCAGUAGUGACAACACAAAGCUCGUCACUACCGCUUCAUUUGACCGGGAACAAGUAUCAGAGUAUAAUAUCACCAUAAGGGUAACAGAUUCGUCAGGAUUUGAUCUAUCGUCUGCUGCCACAUUGACAGUGACGAUCGAAGAUGAGAAUGACGUUGCGCCAACCUUCACAUCAAACGCAACACUUGAUUUGGCAGAUUACACAGAUGACAUUAUCGUACACACAGUCACGACGGACGAUCCCGAUAUUACUGGGACCGUUACAUACACAAUCACAGCUGGGAACACCAACAGCGAUUUCAACAUGUUUACGAAUGGUAGUAUCACACUGAACAACGCCUUAAAUGCAUCUAUAACAUCGACAUACACUCUGACAGUUGUUGCCAAUGAUACUCUGAAUGUAACACCGUUUAAUCUUACUGUAAAUGUGGUAUCAGAACCACAACUAAAUAUUCCUGCGUCCGGUGUCGCAAUAGAAGAAGGCAGUUAUACGUCAAGUAUGGUCUGGACUUUGAGUUCUACAGAUGAGGAUGGUGACACAAAUCCCACUUAUGCAAUACUAGACCAGAGCGUGAAUGGUACUUUCGAGAUAAAUGGCGACAACACACAGCUGAUAACAUCGGCAACGUUUGACUUCGAAGAAUUAACAAGUUACACAGUAACGCUGCAAGUAACAGACUCAUCCUCGCUCCAGCGCUCCUCUACAGGAAUACUUACUGUCAACAUUACAGACGUUAAUGAUGAACCGCCAGCGUUCAAUCCAGCAUCUGUAGAUCUAGAACUAAGAGAAGACGCCCCGAUUGGUUUGGUGGACUACAUUGCAGCAUCUGUCGAUCCAGAUUCAGUAUCUGCAGAUUAUUCAAUCAUAGGUGGAAAUACAAAUGAUGUAUUCAGUAUUGAUGCCGUUUCUGGCAACCUAUCACUUGCAUCACUGCUGAAUUCCUUCGAUGAUCUGAGUUACCUCCUCAUUGUUCAAGCAAACGACAGUGUAAAUGUUGGAACACAAAGUGUGAACGUUACUGUUGUAACAGCACCAGUCUUUGAGUUCCCUGAAAAUGUAGAAAUUCCCGAGAACACGAAUACUUCUGGAGGGUAUGAAGUAUUAGCACUGAACUCAACGGACCGUGACGGUGACCAAAAUCCACAAUAUGAAAUUGUAUCACAGAGCGAUCCGGGUACUUUUGAGCUGAACGCCGAUAACACAACUCUUGUUACAACUGCGGAAUUCGAUUACGAAGCCAGUACCGGUUACAAUGUUACUUUGCGAGUAACAGACACGUCAACGUUUACUAUGUCUAGCACAGCUACAUUAGUGAUAUCUGUCACUGACAUGAAUGAUAACGCUCCUGAAUUCCAGUCUAAUGAUACAUUUGAGAUAUCUGAAUUUACAUCAACUGGUACCGUUGUAUAUGUUGCUAAAACUACCGAUGUUGACACCGGAUCUAUUGUAACAUACUCUUUCACAGAUGGAAAUACCGACAACACUUUUAGCAUCAAUGAAACAAGUGGGGAGAUAACACUUGCCACAGAUCUCCAGCCAAACGUCACACUGACAUAUAGCCUAGUUCUUCAAGCAAACGACUCGGCGCAGACGACAGAUUACACUGUCACAGUAUAUGUAAAAACUGCGCCUAUAUUCGUAUUACCAUCGACGAACAUAACAAUAUCAGAAGACCAGGAUACGUCAAUGACAUAUACAGUCUGGACAUUGAACUCAACUGAUGCAGACGGAGAUACUGGUGUUGUGUAUGAGAUUGUUUCCCAAAGCGUUAAUGGUACUUUUGAGAUCAGUGCAGACAAUUCGGAACUAACGACAAAUGCUUCAUUUGAUUUCGAAACAACUCAGAUGUACACUGUAACCCUAAGAGCCACAGACAAUUCAACUUUCAUGUUAUCAUCCACUGCAACAUUGACUGUUUAUAUCACCGACGCCAAUGACAGUCCUCCUGAAUUCACAUCAAACGGAGCACUUGAUCUUCCUGAAUUUCAAGACAAUGAUACACUUGUGUACAUAGCAGAAAUCACAGACAAUGACUCAGUCGGGACAGUAUCAUAUUCUUUCACAGGUGGAAAUUCAGAUGGCGUGUUCAGUAUUGACUCAGCUAGUGGAAAUGUGACUAUUAUAAAUGCGCUGGAACCAGAUACACGUUUGAAUUACAUGCUAACCAUACAGGCUAAUGAUAGUGUUAACUCAGUGACCUUGAACCUUACUGUAAAUGUAAUAACAGUGCCAACAAUAACUGCAUUUCAAAUCAACAUAACUGAGAACAGUGUAAUAGAGGAAUAUCAAGUCUGGAAUUUAACAUCAGCUGACAAAGAUGGCGACACUAACCCAGUGUACGUCCUUGUUAAUCAAAGUGACCCAGGUGUAUUUGAAAUAAAUGACGCGAAAACAGCAGUAGUAACCAAUGCCUCAUUCGACUACGAAACGACAACACAAUAUACAUUUACAAUAGAGGUAACUGAUAGUUCAUCUUUGCAACUGUCAUCUACCGCAGUGUUUAACGUAUCUGUCAUUGAUGAAAACGACGUAGCCCCAAACUUUACAACCAGUGCAGAGGUUGACGUGUUGGAGGAUGCAGUCAUAAAUACAACAGUUUACACAGCUGUAACAGAGGACCCCGAUACUAUAGGAUCGGUAACAUACACCAUAAUUGGUGGAGAUGAAGACGGUGCCUUCAUAAUUGAUGGUGUCAGUGGAAACGUCACACUCGAAAAAUCAUUGAAUGCCUCUGAAAAAUUAACUCACGUGCUACAUUUACGAGCAAAUGAUACCGUCAACGUAGCGAAAUUCAACGUAACGUUAAAUGUGAGAACAGCUCCAUUUAUGAAUAUCCCUGACACCGUAACGGUAGAAGAGAACGUCGCUAUCGGGUCUGACGUCCUGAUCUUGAACUCGACAGAUCUUGACGGCGAUAACAAUCCGGUGUACGAACUCGUCUCUGAAAGUGUGCCUGGUACAUUUAAGAUAAACAAUGACAAUACAAAGCUUGUGACAAAUGCUUCCAUUGACUAUGAAUCAGUUCAAAAUUUAACAGUUACUGUUAGAGUAACGGAAAUAUCAGAUUUGAACCUCACUUCAACAGCAGAUUUUACAGUGUAUGUACUGGAUGGUAACGAUAUAAGUCCAGUAUUUACAUCAGCCAAUUCCACUGAGGUUGCGGAAAAUAAAGCUAUCGGUAAGUUUAUUUUGUUGUGUUGUGUUCAACUUUCUACAAUCGCUUUUUGAAAUAUAUCAUUUGAU